CUCGUGGAUGAGAACGCCCGGCUUCUCAAGGGCAAGGGCGAUGGAGUCAAGAAGCAGCUCUCGGUGGAGCACAUCUACCAGAAGAAGACACAGCUGGAGCACAUCCUGCUCCGGCCCGACACCUACAUCGGUUCCGUGGAGCUGGUCACCCAGCAAAUGUGGGUUUUUGAUGAGGACGUGGGCCUUAACUGCAGAGAAGUGACCUUUGUGCCUGGCUUGUACAAAAUCUUCGAUGAGAUUCUCGUCAAUGCCGCAGACAACAAGCAGAGGGAUAAAAACAUGUCGUGCAUUAAAGUCACCAUCGAUGUAGAGAAUAACACGAUCAGUGUAUGGAACAAUGGGAAAGGUAUUCCAGUUGUGGAACACAAAGUGGAGAAGGUCUAUGUGCCUGCUCUUAUCUUCGGACAGCUACUAACAUCCAGCAACUACGACGACAACGAAAAGAAAGUCACAGGUGGGCGAAAUGGGUAUGGAGCCAAACUCUGCAACAUAUUCAGCACAAAAUUUACUGUGGAAACUGGAUGUCGUGAAUACAAAAAGCUAUUCAAGCAGACCUGGACAGACAACAUGGGAAAGGCCGGCGAAAUGAAACUGAAGUAUUUUGAUGGAGAAGAUUACACGUGUGUCACUUUCCAACCUGAUCUGUCAAAGUUCAAAAUGACCAACCUUGACAAAGACAUUGUAGCACUAAUGUCUCGAAGAGCCUACGAUAUUGCCGGGUCCACGAAGGAUGUCCGAGUUUUCCUGAAUGGACAGAGGCUGCCUGUGAAAGGAUUUCGCAGUUACGUGGACCUCUACCUGAAGGACAAAGAAGAUGAAACUGGGAAUGCGCUCAAGGUUAUCCACGAGGAAGUAAAUUCUCGCUGGGAAGUGUGUUUGACUUUAAGUGAAAAAGGCUUCCAGCAAGUUAGCUUUGUCAACAGCAUUGCCACCACAAAGGGUGGCAGGCACGUUGACUACGUCGUCGACCAGCUUGUCGCUAAACUCAUUGACGUGGUGAAGAAGAAGAACAAGAACGGAGUUGGGGUGAAGCCUUUUCAGGUGAAGAACCACAUGUGGAUUUUCGUGAAUGCCUUAAUUGAAAACCCAACCUUCGACUCUCAGACUAAGGAGAACAUGACUCUGCAGGCAAAGAGCUUUGGCUCAACCUGUAAACUGAGUGAAAAAUUCAUUAAGGGUGCAGUUGGCUGUGGCAUUGUUGAAAGUGUCCUAAACUGGGUAAAAUUUAAAGCCCAGAGCCAGCUGAAUAAGAAAUGUUCGGCUGUGAAACACAGUAAGAUUAAGGGUGUUCCUAAGCUGGACGAUGCCAAUGACGCUGGCAGCAAGAAUUCUUUAGAUUGUACACUUAUCCUGACCGAGGGAGACUCAGCCAAAACACUGGCUGUUUCUGGUCUAGGAGUGGUUGGUCGAGACAAAUACGGAGUAUUUCCCCUUCGUGGGAAAAUGCUCAACGUCAGAGAAGCUUCUCACAAGCAGAUUAUGGAAAAUGCUGAAAUCAACAACAUCAUCAAGAUAGUGGGUUUACAAUACAAAAAGAACUAUGAAGAUCAAGAAUCUUUAAAGACUCUGCGCUACGGGAAGAUUAUGAUUAUGACAGAUCAGGACCAAGAUGGAUCACACAUCAAAGGUUUACUGAUCAACUUCAUCCAUCACAACUGGCCAUCUCUUCUAAGACACAACUUUUUGGAGGAGUUUAUUACUCCCAUCAUAAAGGCCUCUAAAAACAAAGAAGAAAUUGCAUUCUACAGCAUUCCGGAGUUUGAAGAGUGGAAAAACAAUACCCAGAACUACAAUUCAUGGAAAAUCAAGUACUACAAAGGUUUGGGUACCAGCACAUCGAAGGAGGCUAAAGAAUACUUUGCAGAUAUGGCUAAACAUCGAAUUGGCUUCAAAUAUUCUGGUCCUGAAGAUGAUGCUGCGAUCACCCUGGCCUUUAGCAAGAAGAAGGUAGAAGAGCGAAAGGAGUGGCUGACUAAUUUCAUGGAGGAUAGGAGACAACGGAAGCUGCACGGUCUGCCAGAGGAAUACCUGUAUGGGAAAAAUACUCACUACCUGACCUACAAUGACUUCAUCAACAAGGAGUUAGUGCUGUUCUCGAACUCGGAUAAUGAAAGAUCAAUCCCGUCGCUGGUUGAUGGUUUGAAGCCAGGCCAAAGAAAAGUUCUGUUCACGUGUUUCAAACGAAAUGAUAAGCGGGAGGUGAAGGUUGCUCAGCUGGCUGGUUCUGUAGCCGAGAUGUCCUCAUACCAUCACGGUGAGGCGUCGCUGAUGAUGACUAUUAUCAACUUAGCGCAGAACUUUGUGGGCAGUAACAACCUCAACUUGCUUCAGCCCAUCGGUCAGUUUGGCACGAGGCUGCACGGUGGGAAAGACUCUGCCAGCCCUCGAUACAUCUUUACAAUGCUCAGCCCCCUGGCACGGUUGCUGUUCCCACCAAUGGACGACAACAUCCUGAGGUUCCUGUAUGAUGACAACCAGCGUGUGGAGCCGGAGUGGUAUAUGCCCAUCAUUCCGAUGGUGCUGAUCAAUGGGGCAGAAGGGAUUGGCACUGGCUGGUCCUGCAAGAUUCCCAACUUUGAUAUCAGGGAAGUUGUGAAUAAUAUCCGUCGUCUGAUGGAUGGAGAAGAGCUGUUGCCAAUGCUUCCCAGUUACAAGAAUUUCAAAGGCACGAUAGACGAGCUGGGACCCAACCAGUACGUGAUAAGCGGUGAAGUGUCAAUCCUCGAUUCCACCACCAUUGAGAUCACCGAGCUGCCCGUCCGAACAUGGACGCAGACUUACAAGGAGCAGGUUCUGGAGCCGAUGUUAAACGGGACUGAGAAGACACCCCCGCUAAUCACAGACUAUAAGGAAUAUCACACAGACACGACGGUGAAGUUCAUAGUGAAGAUGACUGAAGAGAAACUCACUGAAGCCAAAACAGUGGGGCUGCAUAAGGUCUUCAAACUCCAAACAAACUUAACCUGCAACUCCAUGGUUCUUUUUGACCACGUGGGCUUCCUCAAGAAGUACGACUCUCCCCAGGAUAUCCUUAAAGAGUUCUUUGACCUCAGGCUCCGCUACUACCAUUUGAGAAAAGAAUGGCUUAUUGGAAUGCUGGGCGCCGAGUCUGCAAAACUGAGCAACCAGGCUCGGUUCAUCCUGGAGAAAAUAGACGGCAAAAUUGUGAUCGAAAACAAACCCAAGAAGGAGUUGAUUCAAGUUCUUAUCCAGAGAGGGUAUGAAUCUGACCCAGUGAAGGCUUGGAAGGAGUUGCAAAACAAGGAAGAGGAGGAAGGGGAGGAGGAGAAUGAGAGGGAAGCAACUCCAGCUACAGGACCAGACUUGCUGAACAUGCCCCUGUGGUACCUGACUAAGGAGAAGAAAGACGAGCUCUGCAAGCAGCGGGAUACCAAGGAAAAGGAGCUGGAAGACCUUAAGUGCAAGAGCCCCUCUGAUCUGUGGAAGGAAGACCUUGCUGUCUUUGUUGAAGAACUUGAUGCAGUGGAAGCCAAGCAACUUCAGGAUGAGAUGGCAGGGCUUGCUGGUAAACCGCUGAAGGUGAAGGGAGGGAAGACGAAGGUGAAGAAGGGCCAGCUGCCAGAAACCAUGCCGUCGCCUCAUGGCGUAAGGGUUGUUCCUCGGAUAACUGCAGAGAUGAAGGCGGAGGCGGAGAAGAAAACUAAGAAGAAAAUAAAGAGUGAAAAAAAUGAAUGUGAUGAGAACCAAGAAAACACGUCAGGAGACCAAGAGUCUUCGGGCAUUAAGCAGAGAUUAGCGCAGAAGCUUAACGCCGAGCGAGGUACCAAGAGACAGGCCACUCUACCGUUUAAGCCACUAAAGAAAAUGAAGAAACGAAACCCGUGGUCUGACUCAGGGUCUGAUUCAGACUCUGAUUUUGAACUGCCUCCCCAGAGAGAGAGAGUGGUUCGCCAAGCGGCAGCCAAAGUCAAGACCGUGAUCAGUUCGGACUCGGAUGAAAAUCUCUCCGCCUCGGAUGAGGACCCUGAAUUCCAAGGUGACAGUGAAGGCAGCACCAAGUCUGAUACACACUCAAAAGAAAAACCCGCUCCCAAGCCCAGAGCUGCUCCAAAGGAAACCACUGAAAAAGCAGCUAAAGCUCCCAAGCAAAAGCCAGCGCAAAGCACUAUCCCAGUUCAAGUCCUUGACGUUGCUAGUGACGACGAGAGCCAAGCUCCUGCAGUUCCUCCGCCCCCCGUGCCUCGCAGUAAGGCUGUACCUAAGAAACCCGCCGCAGCUCCGAAGGCCAGCGCCGCCAAGGAUGGAGAAAGCCUGUUACCACGCCUGCUGUUUGAAAACAUGAAGAUCCAG
Eurypyga helias (sunbittern) is the source of this 4311-nucleotide messenger RNA. It is a transcript of the gene TOP2A, whose product is annotated as topoisomerase (DNA) II alpha 170kDa. NCBI's taxonomy places the organism in Eukaryota, Metazoa, Chordata, Aves, Eurypygiformes, Eurypygidae. The record is from RefSeq and is a predicted model, not a curated record. Gene Ontology annotation, molecular function: DNA binding; ATP binding; DNA topoisomerase type II (double strand cut, ATP-hydrolyzing) activity. Gene Ontology annotation, biological process: resolution of meiotic recombination intermediates; sister chromatid segregation; apoptotic chromosome condensation. Gene Ontology annotation, cellular component: nucleus.